Messenger RNA from Trichobilharzia regenti, 1911 nucleotides. Lineage: Eukaryota; Metazoa; Platyhelminthes; Trematoda; Strigeidida; Schistosomatidae. The record is from the annotation of a GenBank genome assembly.
ACUGCCCAUGGGUCAACCUAAACGAGAGCAAGAUAAGAAGUGUGACUGAACAGACGGAAACUUUUUCAAAAAUAAGAUGCCCUACUCUGAAAACCAAGGAGAUGUUGCAUAGAGAUUAUUUUGGUACAAAGUAGCUAAAAAUAGGUUACGAAGUACAUAGAAUAUUGAGCAAAAGAGGCGAAUAUACGCAAACGGUGUUGUCCAAAGAAAAAGCAAUAAAGCGAAAGUAUUGUUAUACAAUUGCAAAAGUGACUGACCUACCUAUGACACUUUUAAAAGUUUUAUGCUUACAUGGUUAUAGACAGAAUGCUGAUAUUUUUCGAGAAAAGACAGGUGGAUUUCGAAAGUCACUGAAAAAAUUUUGUGAAUUUAGUUUUUUAUGUGCACCGAAUAUGGUAGAGAAUUCCACUGCAAAUGAUUGUGCUUGGUGGUUUUCUAAUCCUCAAGGUUUUUCUGCCCAAGAAUACAGUGAUUAUGACGCUGGUCUCCGUGAAUCAUUGGCAAUUGUUAAAAAACAUAUGGAAGAAGAGGGUCCUUUCGAUGGAAUUAUUGGUUUUAGUCAGGGUGCAGCAUUUCUCUUGAUAUUGCAGAUUAUUAUGGAGCAUAAACUGUAUGAUUUUUCAGAUUGGAAUAUGAAACCGAUUAAAUUCACAGUAUUGGUAGCACCCUUCCUCAGUCGUUGUUCACUUCAUAAAAAUAUUUAUGCUUAUAAGUCAACAAUGCCAAGUUUGAUUGUUUGCGGUAAAACUGACUCAGUGAUUUCUAGAGAUGCAAGACGUUUCAACCGCAGAAGUGCGAUUACAAAAUUUUCCCUACAAACCACCACUUGAAUACAAAAUUUUCGUUUAGAAGCAUCUCUGUUUCAUCCUGUUCUCUGCUGUCCUCCACAACUCCCCAUACGCACUCCUCUUUCCCAUGUCACUUUCUGAUAUUCAACUUGUCGUUUCCAAUUCUGGUUCUACUCGAACGAUGGUCUAGUGCGCUGUGUCACUCAAUGGUCCCUUCAAUGUGUGUCUGAUCCAUCCGUCUCCAUUUCCAUCGGAACAUUCGUUCUUACAUAUAAACCUAAUUUCUUAUAUGUCAUUUUACAUGCCUAUUUGUAUUUCUUUCACCCCAGUAAUUGACUAUUGAUCUAAUUUUAAAUCUGAUUGGCUGUUCACUGCUUAAUUUAUCGAUAACAUUAGUGCCUCUCAAGGUCAUUUUUAACAUACGUAUACUCAAGUGGUAUUAACCUUUUUUCGACUGUUGUUUCGAAACAGUAAGAGUACUCUUAUUAACGUCCAGUCUUUUCCUCUGUCUCUGCGUGCCAGCAGUGUAAUUGUUGACGUGCCGUGAGGACAGAUGAGCCAGCACAUUAAGUUAGUAUUCGUUCAUAGUCUACUAGGUCGUAGUUCCAGUCAUAACACGUUGGUCAGUGGGUUCUUGGUUUGUUUGUUCCCAGAAUUCCCUGUUGCUUAUCCUUUCUGGCCGUCUGAUCUUUAGUAUGGAGCCAGCGAAGGCAGUUUUUGACGGGAGUUUGCAGCUUGUUGGAAAUGCUUUCGGUGACGCGCCAAAGAAAUCUACUUGUAGAAUUUUUUAUUUCGAAACAUUCUUCAUGAAUAUUUCACAUUCAUGAUUUCAUAUGACAGAAAUCAUACUUCCUAGCAUAAUAUGCUAUCUAUCCAUUCUUGAAUUAUGAUAUACACGGAAGCUUUGUAAUGUCAGUACAACACUUUGCGAUAGCAGUGUCUGCCUUCUAACCAUUUAAGUCUUUUCGAUUAUAAGUUUUUAACAAAACCCAGUCGUUUUACAGUAAAACCCAAGGAAUAUAAUAUUGUUUAUGCAUAUGAUGCAUUUCAUUUCACAAUGCUUCUUAAAGUUACUUAGUACAGCACCAAAGAAUACGUCUAUUACCUUUUCGACAAAUCCCCC